Messenger RNA from Thermothielavioides terrestris NRRL 8126, 1869 nucleotides. RefSeq lists its product as uncharacterized. The transcript has a single exon. Lineage: Eukaryota; Fungi; Ascomycota; Sordariomycetes; Sordariales; Chaetomiaceae. Gene Ontology annotation, biological process: spliceosomal tri-snRNP complex assembly. The record is from RefSeq and is a predicted model, not a curated record. Bases 368 to 1747 code for a protein of 459 amino acids.
GCGUUCUAGAGAUUUGAUCGAGUAUUGUAUUCAGUUGUCAAAAUACGAUUUGUCCUACGUUCCAAGUUGUCAGUCCCUUGUCACAAGGUGCCAGCUAACGUUACCGAACGCUCCAUACCAAGAAAAUUGCCUCGGAAACACCCCGGGGCAGAACAAAACCGCGACACACACAACAGGGUUGGGAACCUACAGCAUCAGGUCUGAAGCACAACAACAUACAGCGGACCGAGUCAACAGGGAGGGAGCAAACACAUACGGGCACAUUCUUGUUGGGGAAUACAGCGUAAAGGCAACCUUGCUUUUGACGGUCGUCCUAGGCACUCAGAGCUCCUGAAGCAAGCCGCACAUACUACAAGAGACACUCUCCAUGGCUUCCGCCAGGGACGUUGGCAGCGAAGCAACAGGGGUCCCUCUGUCUGCGUAUCUCAAAGAAGGGGAUGUUUUCAGACUGUUGGGCUUGCCAGAAAACCUCGUCGUUGGACUUGACGCCAUGGCGAUAACCACCAGGAAGACUCUCUCGGGCUUUCGGGGGAUACCACCUGGAGCACACUUUCUCUGGGUUCAGCAGCCGGGUGGCGUGUCUAGAUGUGGAUAUUGGUUCACGACGGGCGUGCGAGGUGCCAUGCACACCAAGCAAUGGGACCCCUACAACGAGCUCCUUGUCGAACCGCAAACUCAGUCCGACACACAGGCACAGAGCGAAGCCAACAUGGAGACUGUCUACCCUACGCUACAACCUUACAACCUCCAUGACCGCCGAGGCCAUACCUCGGGAGGACCAGUCUUAGGGCCACGACACGACGUGUCUCUCAGUUGGGCUCGUUCCCCAGCGAGCGUUUGGAAGACCUUGACCAGCGGAAUAUCAGCCCAAUACCUCGGCAGAGUCACUGGAAGAGGAGAGGCCCGUGAGUAUCUUGUUGACUCGACGGACGUCGCGAAAGACAGCGGUGGCGGGAGUGAGCGCGACCCGGCGAGGGUCACCGGCGGACUGGACUUCCUCUUCGCCCAAGAUUUCCGCGACCUGCAAGUCCUGGACUUCGGCUCUCUGAACGCCCAAGUCGCCGACACGACCCCCCGGAUCCAGGCACUGCUGGCCCGCGCCAGCAAUCCCGUCACGGAGCGGGACAUCCUCGCCGAGAUGCAGUUCACCUUCCUGACGGGCACGCACCUCGGCAACCCGGCCUGCCUCGAGCACUGGUGGAACGUGGUCCUCAAGAUCGCGCUGCGCGCCUACACCCUCGCCGCCUCGCGCCCGCAGCUCGCCGAGGGCCUCUUGCGGACCCUCCACGCGCAGCUCUUCUACACGGAGCACUACCUCGGCUCCUCGGCGCCGUCGUCCGACGCUGGCCGACUCCCGAUGACGGACACAGACCGGCGGCCGGACGACAAGGCCACGAGCGAGGCGGACCCCGACAGCGACGACAGACCCAUCUUCCAGUACAAACCGCAGAACAGGCGCAAGCUUCGCCAGGCGCUGGCGCGGUACAAGGGCAGGCUGAGCGAGGUGCUGCGUGGGCUGGGCAGCCACAUCACGCCUGCUCAGCAGGCGGUGGGCGCGGCAUUCGAGGACCUGGAGACGUGGCUGUGGCGGCGCAACUGGGAUUUGAGGGGGGAAGAAGACGGGUUGGAGAGGGGAGCGGGGGGUGGUGAGGCGGCGGAUAGUGACGAGGACGAGGACCAGCAGCCAGUUAUUGUGGAGCUCGACGAGGAGGGGAGGGAGGUUGGGCUGGUUUCGUUUAGCGACUGAGAGCGAGGGGCAGCAGGGAGAAUGGUGAUGCUCCCGGGCCGACUCGGUACUCGCUUGCCUUCACCCACUAGGUAUGGCAGGGUUGCGAGAUGUUGGUCUGAGCGAUGCCGGCUGGCGAAGGC